AACCAAAAGGAAGGUUAAAAUUCGGUUCUAUUUUACGUAAAAAAAAUAUGUUGUAACACCCCGCCCCCCACACUCGCUUUGUUUAUGUCAUUGAUCACACGCGCUCGGGUCGAGAGUGGUAAUAUUUUCGUCCCAGAAGAAACCCAAAUUAACGCCGCCGCCGCCGCCGUCGUAGACCAGCUGGUAGUCACAGUUGCUUCGGAAGCCGCUCCGACCGGGAGAGCACGGCGGAUACGACGGCGACAGGUCACGGUUGUGGAGGAGGGCGGCGAUGAGGGACUCGUACUGGAGUUGGAUGUUGACCGCCUCGGCCUGAGCCCUGGCGAGCUGCUCCUGGAGGACGUCGACUUGGUUUUGGAGCUGGAAAAUUGCUCCGGCGCAGCCGUACACGGGAUCUCUCAGCCGCGCGUUCGCCUCGUACACCAUGCUGCUCACCGCGUCUUCCCUCUCGUGCUCCGCCAGUUCCUGAUGGCCCAUUCAAUAUCCAAAUAUAUGGAAAGAAAAAAAGCGUAUGUGACACUGAGUUGGAAGGAAGGGGGUGAACGGGAUCCAAGAUACCUGCAAGAAUUUGAUGAUGUUGCUAGCGCCGAAGACACGGUGAGCGGCGACAAACUUGACCGGAUCACCGGGAGGAAAAUACGGCGCGAGCAUGCAUUUCUCCGUGGCGGUGGCGCAUCUCCGCCGCAAGAUCUUGCAAGCGGCGCAUGGGCUCAUCACCGCCACCGCCUCCGUGGUGUCACUAAUUGAGCAGUCCAUUGGGUCUCUAAUAAUUGAUUCAGAGAAAGGCAGAGAAUUAAUGUUAAGGUGCAAUGGAAGAAGAAUACUCCGUAUAUAUAAAGAGAGAAGGGAUAGGAUGAGAAAGUAUGGAGCUUGGUAAUUUAUUGCUCGGAUUUUGUUGGUUGAAUUUCAUGUUAUCUUCUCCUGCUUUCUUGGACUUAUUCCCAAUAACUAGAAAGUCAAAUG
This is a messenger RNA of Cuscuta campestris, 963 nucleotides long. The record is from the annotation of a GenBank genome assembly. Lineage: Eukaryota; Viridiplantae; Streptophyta; Magnoliopsida; Solanales; Convolvulaceae.